CCCCCUGACCCUUUGUUCUCCCGGAUGCCUCAGCUUGCCUUCACCCUUCUCUCCCAUGGCAUGCCCCUGGGCACGCCCUCCCCCAUCGCAGGCCUCGCCUCGGCGCGAGCUCCGGCCUUGCCUUGGCGCGCCCCCCAACUUCGGCGCGAGCUCCGGCCUCGCCCCGGCACACCCCCCAAGUUCGGCUCGAGCUCCGGCCUCGCCUCGCCUCGGUGCGAGCUCCGCCCUCCUCUCCAGCUAUCGCCCGGGGCCUGGGACGCGGCCGCGGCGGGGCGGCGAACCUGGCGCCUCAGCGGCAGCCUCUGCUUCCUCCAUGGCCUCGCCUCGGCUCGGCGCGAGCUCCGCCCUCCUCUCCAACUGUCGCCCGGGGCCUGGAACCCGACGACGCGGCCGCGGCGGCGCGGCGAACUCAGCGGCAGCCUCUGCUUCCUCCACGACCGCGUCCUCCGCCUAUGCGGCCGCCUCCGACCUGGUUCCCGUGCUGUCCCUUGUCGCCAUGACUCUGAGAAGCGCAGGGUGGAGCUCAAGGCCAAGCUCGCCAUGACUCUGAGUUCUUGCACGGUUCAAAGUCUGUUCAGCUGACAAAAAGAAGGAUACAUGCAGGGAGCGAGGAAGGGAAGAAGAAGACCUUCAGAAGUCAGAUUGCUGGGAGCCGUAGAGAUCCAUAAUGCAGUUUCACACACAGAGGACUUCAUAUGUAGUCCAUGAUGAUCAGAGAUGAGUCAUUGCAGUGUGUUGUUUAUGUGUAAAUCGGAGAUGACUUCAUGUGUAAUUGUAGCUCAGAGAUGACUGCAUUGCAGUCAUGUUCAUGUGUAAUCUGCUGAAUUGUGAAAUAUAUUGAACAUGUUACCAGAUUGCAUGAAUG
Molecule: messenger RNA, 865 nt
Organism: Panicum hallii
Lineage: Eukaryota; Viridiplantae; Streptophyta; Magnoliopsida; Poales; Poaceae
Exons: 2
Coding region: 25-582 (185 amino acids)
Source: RefSeq, a predicted model, not a curated record